Messenger RNA from Coniosporium apollinis CBS 100218, 732 nucleotides. RefSeq lists its product as uncharacterized. Gene Ontology annotation, molecular function: oxidoreductase activity, acting on the CH-OH group of donors, NAD or NADP as acceptor. The record is from RefSeq and is a predicted model, not a curated record. Lineage: Eukaryota; Fungi; Ascomycota; Dothideomycetes. The transcript has a single exon. Bases 1 to 732 code for a protein of 243 amino acids.
AUGACAACCAUCCUCAUCACAGGCGCCGCAUCCGGCAUCGGCCUCGCCUUCCUACGCCAUUACGCCGCGAGCUCGCACAACCAUCGCAUAAUAGCCAUCGACCGCGAACCUAUAUCUUCCCUCUCUUCUGAGCCCACCAAGUCCCAGAUCACCCGUCACCAAGUCGACCUCACCUCCGAGUCCUCCAUCACAUCCCUCGCCAGCCAGCUCAACACCACCCCAGUCGACCUCGUCAUCCACUCAGCCGGCAUCCGUGGCCUCGUGCCCUCCGUCGAAGCCGCAUAUCCCAACAACGUCGCCGCAUGCGAAACACUAGCUGUGAUGGACAAAGCGACCCUAAUGCGCACCUUCGAGAUCAACACCGUGGGAACCUUCCUGCUCAUCCAGGCAUUCCUACCCUCUCUCCUUCUUUCCGCCGCUCCGAAGGUCGUAGUCAUGGCGUCGAGAAUGGGCAGCUUGGCGGCCAAUACAGCGGGCUCGGCGUAUGCGUAUCGUGCGUCCAAGGCGGCGCUUAAUGCUGUUGUGAAGAGUUUCUCGAUUGAUGUGCCGGAGGUUGUGUUUGUGCUUGUGCAUCCGGGACGGGUGGAGAGUAGGUUGGUGAGGUGUAAGGAGGAGGGUGCGAUUGAGGCGGAGGAGAGCGUGGAGGAGAUGUUAGAUAAUGUUAUCGGGAAACUGGGCAAGGAGUGGAGUGGGCGGUACGUGGAUCGCUGGGGAAACGCGAUUGCAUGGUGA